Molecule: messenger RNA, 2464 nt
Organism: Alnus glutinosa
Lineage: Eukaryota; Viridiplantae; Streptophyta; Magnoliopsida; Fagales; Betulaceae
Product: ankyrin repeat-containing protein NPR4-like
Exons: 8
Coding region: 145-2340 (731 amino acids)
Molecular function (GO): protein binding
Source: RefSeq, a predicted model, not a curated record
AGCAAGUUGCCAGGCAUUGGCGCCGUGGAUAUCUAACCAUUUCUUUAAAUAUUUACGUUCUUCUACUGGCUACCAAUAUUACACAGUGGGAGUAACAAGCAACGGUUUGGGAAGACAGCCCGUCUAAAUCUAAAGCUAUUAAGAAUGACAACAAAUACUCUCUCAAGCACAAUUGUUCUUGAAGUUCUUAGAAAUGACAAUUAUGCGAAUUGGAGUGCUUCGAUGAAAAACUAUUUGUUGGCUCAAGAUCUUUGGGACAUUGUCGAAGCAACCACGGAACCUCCUAAACCAGAAGAUGAUGCAGUUGAAUUCAAGGCUUGGAGAAAGAACAAUGCUGCAGCUUUACAUCCAAUUCAAAUUUCAUGUGGGGUGGACAUACAAUCUGAGAUAAGGGAAAUCAGUUCCGCCAAAACUGUUUGGGAGAAAUUGGCUACAAUGUACGGGCCAGGAAUCUCAUCAAACAUCCCAGCUGACUCCUUGUCAAACAUUCCAAGUGACUCCUUAUCAAACAAUCCAGUAAGCUUGGCAGGGGCAGGCAGUGAAAACAACGACCUCCUUCAGUAUCAGUAUGAGCCCUUACGUACGGCUAUCAAUAAUGGUGACUGGGAUGCCGCAAAGGGUUUCCUUAGCAACCAAGAAGAUGCAAAGAGUGCAAGAAUUUCAGUCCAUGGACGUACUGCUCUUCACGUGGCUGUCUUUACAGGACAUACUAAAAUUGUGGAGAAGUUAGUGGAGUUAAUGUCGGAAAAGGAAUUAGAAAUAAAAGACGACAAUGGUGUGACAGCUCUAGCCCAGGCUGCUAUUCUACAAAAUAUCCAGAUGGUAGAUUGCAUGCGUAGAAGGAACACUAACUUACUUAACAUCCCAGACAAAUCGAAUAGUAUUCCACUGAUAACGGCUCUAGAGUAUGGAAAUAUAGAAGUGGCUCGCUAUCUCUAUUCUGUCUCUCUGCCAUUGCAAACAUUAAGCGACACCGAUGGUGCGACGGCUCUUACCCAUUUCAUACUUCUCAAUAAUUUUGAUGUUGCUCUACACUUGCUCCAGCAUUGCCCACGUUCUGCUAUUGUUCCAAACAAGUAUGAUACCUCCAGUUUGGCCGCAUUGGCUUCGAUGUCUUCUUCAUUCCCCAGUGGGAACCACCACGUAUUUUGGAAAAACUGGAUCUACGCAUGUAUACCCAUUGGAUUAGUGCAUUCCACUACUGAAAUUCAUAUAGACAUCCACAAAUCAAAUAAACACGAAAGUGAUGAAAUAAAGAUUAGCACAUCAGUGCUAGGCGUAUUGCGUUGGCUAGCUUCAAAUCUCAUUAAGCUCUUGGGAAUCAAGCAAAUAUAUGAAAUGAAGUUGCUCCAUCACCAGGCUCAUCAAAUUCUACUUCAAAUGUGUACUCAAUUAAAGCAAAUGAAUGGCGAUUAUGUUAAUGGAGCCAUCUUCCAAUCUACCAAGGGAGGGGUUGUUGAGUUCAUCGACGAGAUAGUUAAAGUAGAUCACCAACUACUGCAUAGCACUGAUACAAUGGGAAGAAAAAUAUUUUUUUACGCUGUCCUGCAUCGUCAAGCAAAAAUUUUUAGCCUUAUAUACGGGAUUGAUGCGAAAAAUUCAAUUACAAAUGCUACAGAUACAGCAAAUAGCACUAUCUUGCACAUGGCAGGGAUGUUAGAACCUUACACUAAACGUGAUCGCAUUGCAGGAGAAGCUUUGAAGAUGCAGAGUGAACUUCAAUGGUUUCAGGAGGUGGAGAGAAUUUGCACUCCUUGGAUUAACAUAAUUCGAAAUGAUACAGAGAUGACACCUAGAGAACUUUUUACCCAUAACCACAAGGACAUGGUGAAGCAAGGAGAGAAAUGGAUGAAGGGCACAGCAACCUCUUGUACAGUAGUAGGAGCUCUCAUUAUUACCAUAAUGUUCACUGCAGCAUUCACUGUUCCCGGUGGUAAUGAUCAAAAUACAGGGUUCCCAAUGUUCUCACAUAAAAAGUUAUUUACCGUUUUUAUCAUAGCCGAUGCAUUAUCACUAUUUUCUUCAUCAGCUUCGGUAUUGGUCUUUCUGGGAAUCCUUACAUCGCGUUAUGCAGAAGAAGAUUUUCUCCGAUCCUUGCCCACAAAAAUGAUAAUAGGACUUUCUACUCUAUUCCUCUCUAUUGCAACUAUGAUGGUAGCCUUUUGUGCUGGUCUUUUCAUUAUGCUGCCCGAAAAAUCAUGGAUGACCAUUCCUGUCAUUUGCCUCGCUAGUGUUACGGUCAUCUUAUUCGGUUUUAUGCAGUUUCCAGUUCUUUUCGACAUGUUCAAGUCAACAUAUGGACCAAGUAUCUUCAAUAGGAAAAUGAAACGUUUGUUUUAAGUAAUUUAUUUUGAUAGUUGGGGUUACUAAAGAAAAUAAGAGUUCAAAAUGAACAAUUUGUGAUCAUUCGACUUUGAUGUAUUAAGCGUAUUGGUCUGACUCUCUCAUAAUUGAUUAAUCAUUU